CCCAAUCCCUUUGUUGGGUGCAAGGAGAAACGCGCGUUCUCGAGAUUAACACCGGCGGGAGAGAAAUAAGGAAAGUUGGGCGGAAGAAAGGGUGCUUAUUUUUUGUACUAAGUCAUUUCGAAAAAUGUCCGACGAUAAACCAAAGGAGGGAGUCAAAACAGAAAAUGAUCACAUCAACCUCAAAGUGGCUGGCCAAGAUGGAUCGGUGGUUCAGUUUAAAAUUAAACGCCAUACACCCCUCAACAAGUUAAUGAAAGCAUAUUGUGAGAGACAGGGUUUGUCAAUGAGGCAGAUCAGAUUCAGGUUUGAUGGUCAGCCCAUCAAUGAAACGGAUACACCUGCACAGCUGGAAAUGGAAGAUGAAGACACGAUUGAUGUGUUUCAGCAACAGACUGGUGGAGCGUGUUAAGAGGAGCACUCCUUUAACAGGGAGAAAUGGACUUUCCAUGGACCACACUUCCUGUUUGCCCCCUUCUGUUCCAUACUGUCUCGUGUCACAUGUUGGAGUGCAUUGCAUCUAAGAUGCUUCUACAGCCUCGGACAAUGAUCAGGACUUUUCCAGUUAAAGGAAAUUUUAACAAUUGGGGGGGUGGGAGUAUUUGUAAUCCCUUUCAUAUACAUAGUUGUGGAUGCGAUUUUGUGAUAGGGUUGCUUGACGGUAUGAGCAAGACUUGAUCAGGGUGCACCAUUCCAUCAUUGUUGGAGCCACAUUUCUUUAGUUGUGUUUUUUUUUUUUUUUUUUUUUUUGUAGUUUGACAGCACCUUUUGGCUUUUUUUUUUUUUGUAAACCAGGGCAGGAUCUGUAGCCUCAGUACCAUUUCUACUUUUUUUUAAUUUAAUCAUCUAAGGACAUUCUAAGAACAGUGUAUUUAUUUUUCCUUUCAUGUGAGUGGUGGUAUACACAGGAUGAAAAUGUAUACAGACACGUUUAAAUCUUUUGUAGCUUGCAUAUUCUGAACUAGUAGAAUAUAAAGUUAUGUACUUGUUAUCAUGAAAGCGGCUGAAAAAAAAUUGCUUGUGGUCAGGAGAAGCAGUUUGCAUGCUGACUAAAUGAAACAAAUGUGCCUCGUUCUCCUUUGUUAGAAAACACUUGUACACGGUGUACUUUGAAGUCCAGAACUUGUGAAGGUCUUAACAAAAGUGAACUUGCCAGAUUGUUGGCUGGCGUUACAGAUGUAUUAGGCGUUGAAAUUAACUGUAUUUUUGGAAUCCUAGUCUGUACCCAUAUACUGUAUGACUUAUACUCUGCUCCCAAAUCGCAUAUUUGAAAUGCCAAAGUAUAUUUGGAUAUGUUUAAAAACUGCAGCAAACCUUUUGAGCCUUCUUUUCUCAUGGAAAGAAAUGGAGAAAAAAAAAUGGAGCUUUAUGUAAACUUUGUAAAAUGGACGUGUCUGAACAUUCCACAGUUAAAAAUGAAAAAAAUUUCCUGA
Protopterus annectens (West African lungfish) is the source of this 1430-nucleotide messenger RNA. Its product is annotated as small ubiquitin-related modifier 3-like. NCBI's taxonomy places the organism in Eukaryota, Metazoa, Chordata, Ceratodontiformes, Protopteridae. Gene Ontology annotation, molecular function: protein tag activity; ubiquitin-like protein ligase binding. The coding region runs from base 125 to 409 and encodes 94 amino acids. Gene Ontology annotation, biological process: protein sumoylation. The transcript has 4 exons. The record is from RefSeq and is a predicted model, not a curated record. Gene Ontology annotation, cellular component: nucleus.